Messenger RNA from Dipodomys spectabilis (banner-tailed kangaroo rat), 891 nucleotides. RefSeq names its product nicotinamide N-methyltransferase (gene Nnmt). NCBI's taxonomy places the organism in Eukaryota, Metazoa, Chordata, Mammalia, Rodentia, Heteromyidae. The transcript has 3 exons. The record is from RefSeq and is a predicted model, not a curated record. The coding region runs from base 54 to 857 and encodes 267 amino acids. Gene Ontology annotation, cellular component: cytosol. Gene Ontology annotation, molecular function: nicotinamide N-methyltransferase activity.
GAUUUCUACAGGAAGAAGGAAGGAUAGAGGGCUGGGCACACAAUCGAGUCACAAUGGAAUCUAGCUUCACUUCCAAAGACACAUAUCGCAGCCACUUUAAUCCUCGGGAUUACCUAGAAAAAUAUUACAACUUUGGGCCCAGACACUCUUCUGAAAACCAAAUUCUGAGGCAUCUUCUGAGAAGCCUUUAUAAGAUAUUCUGCUUGGGUGAUGUCAAAGGAGACCUCCUAAUUGACAUUGGCUCUGGCCCCACCAUCUAUCAGCUCCUCUCCGCUUGUCAGUCCUUCAAGGAGAUCAUAGUCACUGACUAUGUGGAUCAGAACCUACAGGAGCUGAAGAAAUGGUUAAAGAAGGAGCCAGGGGCCUUUGACUGGUCUCCAGUGGUGACCUAUGUGUGUGACCUGGAAGGGAGCAGAGUGGAGAGCUGGGAGAAGGAGGAGAAGUUGAGGCAGGCGGUCAAGCACGUGCUGAAGUGUGACGUGACCCAGAGCCAGCCUCUGGGUGGGGUCCCCGUGCCCCUGGCUGACUGCCUGCUCAGCUCCCUGUGCCUGGAUGCGGCCUGUCCAGACAUCCCGGCCUACCGCCGAGCCCUCGAGAACCUCAGCAGCCUGCUCAAGCCCGGGGGCUUCCUGGUGAUCGUGGAUGCUCUGAAGAGCAGCUACUACAUGGUUGGGGAGCAGAGAUUCUCCAGCCUGUCCCUGAGCCGGGAGGCAGUGAGGGCCGCUGUGGAAGAGGCUGGCUACACCAUCGAGCAGUUUGAAGUCAUCCCUCAAAGUUAUUCCUCCACCGUGGCUGACAACGAAGGACUUUUCUUCCUGGUGGGGCGGAAGCUGGGCAGAUCUGAUGACAUGGUCUGAUUACCAUUAAAGCCAUCCUUGAUGUGCUGGUGGA